This is a messenger RNA of Megalobrama amblycephala (Wuchang bream), 1375 nucleotides long. Its product is annotated as arylamine N-acetyltransferase, pineal gland isozyme NAT-3-like. Gene Ontology annotation, molecular function: acetyltransferase activity. Lineage: Eukaryota; Metazoa; Chordata; Actinopteri; Cypriniformes; Xenocyprididae. Bases 423 to 1271 code for a protein of 282 amino acids. The record is from RefSeq and is a predicted model, not a curated record. The transcript has a single exon.
AUUAUUAUAGUAUUUUUUCACCUGGGUUGUUUUUUCCCCUGCUUAUUUUGGUUGUUUCUUUGUUUUUUUUUUACCGAGUUGAUCUCUUGUGAUAUCUGGCAACACGCCCCACAAAUCCUUUCACGUCUAUAUUUGUUUAAGAUUUCCUUUUUUAUUCAGUAUACUUGCAAUAGGCUAUGCUUUUAAUCGUGUUCUGGACUUAACAUUACAAAACAGUUAAGAAAGUAGGCUAAUGAUAAUAAAGUUUCGCGUCCUUAUAAAGCACAACAUAUGUGGACUUCCGAGAAAGUACAGUCUGAGUUUACAGCCUAUGCAAAAUGAAAGCUUGCCUGAGGUUGUCUAAAGUUUCAUGUUUUUGCUCCUGUGUUUAGCUGUGUUUGGAUUAAAGUUUUCUUUGCUAAACUAGCCAAUCCUUUAAAACAAUGGAUGUUCAGAAGUAUUUGGCACGUAUCGGCUGUUCUGGUCCAUGUCCUCCGACAUUGGACACAUUACGACACGUUCACCGGAAUCACUUAAUGGCAGUUCCCUUUGAGAAUCUCACUAUUCACAUCGGAGAGCGGGUCAGGCUUGAAUUGCCACUUCUAUAUGAAAAAAUCGUCCUCAUGCGCCGUGGAGGAUUCUGCUUUGAGAAUAAUGGACUCUUCUCUUGGCUCUUGUCUCAGCUGGGCUUUGAAGUGACUAUUCUCAGCGCACAGGUCAAGAAUCGGUUCACCGGGGCUUACGGACCUCCCUUCGACCACUUCAUCAUGAUGGUGAAGCUGGAUGGACACAGAUGGCUCUGUGAUGUUGGGUUUGGAUCCGGUUUCCAGCUCCCUCUCUCUCUUGAGACAGACAGUCCUCAAGUCCAGAGCCAUGGAGUGUAUCGCCUCAAAUCUCAGGGAGACUUUAUUUUCAUGGAAAUGAAAUCUGAGACUGAGGUAUUAGAGAGUGCAGAAGAAUGUUGGUUGGAGCAGUACAAGUUCACUCUUGAGCCACGUGAAAGAGAUGAUUUCAGAGCCAUGUGUGACUACCAUCAGAGUUCUGUUAGCUCGAUUUUCUUCUGCAAGUCUCUCUGUUCACUCUUAUUACCCACUGGAAGAAUCACAAUCAUGGGCCGCAGACUGAUUAUAACCACUUUGACCUCAGUGGAUGGACACCAAGCUAUGAAAACCACAACAGAUCUUUCAGAUGAAGAAAUUACAGAGUUGUUGAGAGAGAAGUUUGGAAUUGUUCUUCCCUCUCCACUUACUCCAAAAGAUGUUGAGAUUGUACCACCACCAGUUACUUAUUAAAGGGUUAGUUCACCAAAAAAUGAAAAUAAUGUCAUUUAUUACUCACCCUCAUGUCAUUUCACACCCGUAAGACCUUCGUUCAUCUUCAGAACACAAAUUAAGAU